Messenger RNA from Oncorhynchus keta (chum salmon), 4510 nucleotides. RefSeq names its product activin receptor type-1B-like. The record is from RefSeq and is a predicted model, not a curated record. Gene Ontology annotation, molecular function: ATP binding; activin binding; activin receptor activity, type I. The transcript has 10 exons. Gene Ontology annotation, cellular component: activin receptor complex; plasma membrane. Gene Ontology annotation, biological process: activin receptor signaling pathway; cellular response to growth factor stimulus; nervous system development. The coding region runs from base 272 to 1837 and encodes 521 amino acids. Lineage: Eukaryota; Metazoa; Chordata; Actinopteri; Salmoniformes; Salmonidae.
CGUGUCUGUCUGUCUGUUGUCUAACUGGAGCUGUGUGUUUUUGUCCGCUCCGCUGUCAAUACCACACUACUAGCCCAGAUAUUAAUGCAAUGCAAUGGGAAUAUAGCGAUCAUGGCUAAGAAUCUAAUUGUGUUAAAUAUUUUCGUCCUGGUUUGCAUAUUUGGAACUUAUGAUGGACAAUGACCCAACACCCCUCCAGGCUGUGUAAGGGCUAUUUGACCAAGAAGGAGAGUGAUGGAGGGCUGCAUCAGAUGACCUGACCUCAACCCAAAUGAGAUUGUUUCAGAUGAGUUGGACAACAAGUGCUCAGCAUAUGUGGGAACACCUUCAAGACUGUUGGAAAAGCAUACCAGCUUUGUGGUGUAACUGCACCACAGCCCAGUGUGAGAAGACUGGCUCCCAGUGUGAGACAGACGGGGCCUGCAUGGCCUCCACGUCCUUCAUCAAUGGGCUGGAGCAGCACAUCCGUAUCUGCAUCACCCGGGACAAGCUGGUACCCCCGGGCCAGCCCUUCUACUGCCUGAGCGCUGAGGGCCUCCUCUACACACACUGCUGCUACACUAACUACUGCAACAGCCUCGACCUCAAAGUAACCUCUGGUGAGUGUCUCGACCUCAAAGUAACCUCUGUGACGUCAGUGACGCCGGGCCUGGGGCGUGUGUUUGGCCCUGAUGGUAAAUGGGGUCCAGUGGAGCUGGUAGCAGUGGUCGCAGGGCCCGUCUGCCUGCUGUGUGUGCUGCUAAUCAUGGGUGUGUUCCUGUUCCAGUACCACCAGCAAGCCUACAGCCACAGGCAGAGGCUGGAGGUGGAGGACCCCUCCUGUGACCAUCUCUACAUGGCCAAGGACAAGACCCUGCAGGACCUCAUUUACGACAUGUCCACCUCUGGAUCAGGCUCCGGCCUCCCUCUGUUUGUCCAGCGAACAGUGGCCAGGACCAUCGUGCUGCAGGAGAUUAUAGGAAAAGGGCGUUUCGGGGAAGUGUGGCGCGGCCGCUGGAGAGGAGGAGACGUGGCGGUGAAGAUCUUUUCGUCCAGAGAGGAACGCUCCUGGUUCCGCGAGGCUGAGAUCUACCAGACCAUUAUGCUGCGCCACGAAAACAUCCUGGGAUUCAUCGCCGCCGACAACAAAGAUAAUGGCACAUGGACCCAGCUGUGGCUGGUGUCAGACUACCACGAGUAUGGCUCUCUGUUUGACUACCUGAACCGUUACUCCAUCACCAUCGAGGGAAUGAUCAAACUGGCACUGUCUGCUGCCAGCGGCCUGGCACACCUGCACAUGGAGAUCCUGGGCACACAGGGUAAGCCUGGUAUUGCCCACCGGGACCUCAAGUCUAAGAACAUCCUAGUGAAGAAAAACAGUACCUGUGCCAUUGCUGACCUUGGGCUGGCCGUGCGCCAUGAGUCCACCACCGACACCAUAGACAUCGCCCCCAACCAGAGAGUGGGCACAAAGAGGUACAUGGCCCCUGAGGUUCUGGAUGAGAGCAUCAACAUGAGGCAUUUUGAUUCGUUUAAGUGUGCAGACAUCUACGCUCUGGGCCUGGUUUACUGGGAGAUCGCACGCCGCUGCAACGCUGGAGGUAUCCAUGAGGAGUACCAGCUACCGUACUUUGACCUGGUGCCCUCUGACCCCUCCAUAGAGGAGAUGAGGAAGCUGGUGUGUGACCAGAAGCUACGGCCCAACGUGCCCAACUGGUGGCAGAGCUACGAGACCCUGCGUGUGAUGGGGAAGAUCAUGAGGGAGUGUUGGUACGCCAACGGAGCCGCCCGCCUCACCGCCCUGCGCAUCAAGAAGACCCUGUCCCAGCUGAGUGUCCAGGAGGACAUCAAAGUUUGAGAGGGCCCUAUCCCAAAGACCUGAGGAGAGCACUGGGGACUCUGUCCUGCACUAAAAAAAUACUGAGAGAGAUAGAGGGACAGUGUCUUUUCAAAGAACGCACAAGCUAACGACAGAAAAUGUAAACAAACAAAAAAAACAUUACAUGACUCUCCUGACAGUUUUUUUUAAAGCCACCACCGCCUGAGUUGUGACAAACCCUACCUCGUCUAUUCAGCCAAAACUACUGGCAACCCCUGUCCAUUCCUUGCCCCCAACCUAUCCCACCAUUCUGACCCACAAACCUGUUCCUACAGCCCCCUUCUCUGUUCUGUUCCUACUAAAAUGACUGCUGCUCCCGAUAAAUGCCCAUGUUAAUCUCAAUGGCAGGAUAAACACUGAGUGUACAAAACCAUUAAGAACACCUUCCUAAUAUUGGGGUGGAACCCCCCCCCACCCCUUUCCCUAAGAACAGCCUCAAUUCAUGUUGACUCCAAUGCUUUCCACAGCUGUGUCAAGUUGGCUGGAUGUCCUUUGGGUGGUUGACCAGUAUUGAUACACACGGGAUAAACCAGCAGCGUUGCAGUUCUUGACACACUCAAACCGGUGCACCUGGCACCUACUAUCAUACCCCAUUCAAAGGCACUUAAAUCCUUUGUCUUGCCCAUUCACCCUCUGAAUGGCACACAUACACAAUCCAUGGCUCAAGGCUUAAAAAUCCUUCUUUAACAUGUCUCCUCCCCUUCAUCUACACUAACUGAAGUGACAUCAAUAAGGGAUCAUAUCUUUCACCUGGAUUCAGCUGGUCAGUCUGUCAUGGAAAGACAAUGUUUUGUACACUCAGUGUACACUCUGUAUAAAACUGUAGUUAGAGGAUGUGUGUAAUUUAAUUUUAUACAAUAUUUUUUAUUUGAUUCACAAGUACCUAUGCAUUUGUAUUGGUUUGCCUUUAUAUUGUGUUGAAUAACUGACGGCAGAGGUCUGUUUUUCAAUUGUUUUCUUUUGUCAGGGAGUGUGUGUGUGUGUGUGUGUGUGUGUGUGUAUAUAGGGGGAAGAUGAGGUCCGUCUUUGAAUACUGUAUACUGAUCUCUCCGUUGUAUAUACAUACACACUGAGAAAUUGAUUUUAAAAUCCAUGAAGACCAAGUCUUCCUUAUUUAUGUGGGCAUGUUAUGUAUCAUUUAUGGUAGCAGUGGUCUGUGAGUCACAGAGAUCAGGUUACCAGAACAUAGGUUUACAGCAACCAAUGUUGUUUUGUAACUCCUAUUGCCUACUUAGAGGCAGGAAUGGUCCAUACAAACACCCGGCUCUAUGGUAUAUCAUGACGACGGACUGUAUAGCCAUUUCGUGUGUGUGUGUACGCGCGCGCACACACAGACGCUCUAAUGACGGGUUGCUGUUAUGAAUUCGAUUUUAUUUUGAUUUGAGUUUCAUUUGACAACAGUUUAACACUGGUAACUGUUCUUGGAUGGGAGACAAUGGGAGGGGCUUAUUUGUGCUGUCAAUCAUCCACUGACAAACCAAUGGAAUAUCUCCAAAGCAAAACUACUGUACACUGUCAUUGAAAGCGCAUACUGAGUCCCUCCAAUUUGAUGUCUCACAUUACUAUAGAACAGUAUUUGAGUCAAUACUCCAUAUCCUUCAAUUCUACUCAACCUAUUUUACAUCCUUGAUAUGAAAAUUGUAAAUAGUUUAUAUAAUGAUUUACCUCAUGUCAAAUCAUAUUACCAAAUGUUAUUUUCAGGAAAACUAUGUACUGUUAAUUUUUGCUUUUUGUUUUGUUGACCACUUACUCAAAAGGUACUGCGGACUUAAAGCCUCUUUCCCUGUGUUCUUAAUCCUGCCAGUUUGCUGUGAGUUCCUAGAAAAUGCUCUGCAGGGCCCAUGUGUGCACUAACUCCACAGCAUCGCAACUCAACCGUUCAAGUUCAACACCCCUCACUGUUUUACUGCAGAUUAUACCAGUGAAAGCAGAGUGUUUAAUAUGUUCAGUAAGCAUUUUAAUCACAGUUCCUCAGUGAUCGGUAAAUACCUCUCCCAGAUUUCACAUUUUCAGAAAGCUAAGUAAGAGUGAGGAUUCAUCAGACCCUCUGUAAAGGGUGCUUAUUCAGUAUAGCUAUAGCACAUACAGGCAGGGGUUGAACCUUUGAAAAAUGAAAUACUACUGAUACUUAUGACUGCUGUUCCACAGGAAAUACUGUAUGUAUGCCCUGUAUGUAUUUAGUGUUAGUUAAUGACCAUGUCAUGCUCACCUGUACUGUAUUUUUUUUUUUAAAUAUAGUUCUUAAACAUCUCCCUGAAAUGUGGUUGUUUAUGGCUGUGAGUGGGAGGCAGGACCUGGGUGUUUGUCUGCAUACUGUUAGACAAUCUCACCACACAUCUGCCUGUCUUUGGUCAGGGAGUGAUCCUAUGCAAAUGUCAUAGGCCAUGGUUGGGAUGUGUCUAUGGCCUUGUUUUGAGCACACACUGUUAAGGGAUGGUAUGACAUGUUGUAUUGUGUUUAAUGAAGCACUGAAUUAUGAACACCCAGGUCUCUAUCCAGACAUCUGGACUAAAACCAUGAACCUUUUCAAGACUAGUGUCCAAUCAUGCAUAUAGCCUAGAGAGUAAUAAUACAACCGUUUUCCUAAGUUGUGUUUCUUUUACUCACAUACCAGUGUGUACAUUAAUGCAUAAACUAUUUCCAUUAGUGGCU